Aphis gossypii (cotton aphid) is the source of this 1788-nucleotide messenger RNA. RefSeq lists its product as uncharacterized. The coding region runs from base 197 to 1495 and encodes 432 amino acids. The record is from RefSeq and is a predicted model, not a curated record. NCBI's taxonomy places the organism in Eukaryota, Metazoa, Arthropoda, Insecta, Hemiptera, Aphididae. The transcript has 6 exons.
UCAGUUACAAACGCGCGUAGUUGUCUCCUGACGUGCGUAGUAAACACCCAAUAAUAAAAUGAACACACAAAAAUGUGAUACUGUUCCACACGACACGAAUUCGUGACAUUAUUACACGUAGUUUUCAUCCCGAAAUAUUAAUAAUAUAUUGUAUAAUAAAUAAAAUCUUUAAUCCGUGAGUUUCCGCGCUCACAACAUGAAUAUACUCUUCCGGAAAAAUUUUCAGGCGGAAGGCUCCUCUAAGGAGAGAAGCUAUUCCAGUGGCCUGGGCAGGAGGACGACUAGUGGCAACACCAAUGCACUGGGAACCGUGCGGAGGACCAGGGAAUCCAGGACCCACAUCCUCCUGGGUCAUGCAAACUUCCCACAGGAGUUCGAGGACUUCGUCGGACCCCCUUUGUUGGCGCAACCAAAACCCACCUCAGCUGUCCCACUCAUACGGUGGAUCCGGAGGAAACAGUCCACGGGGAAAGCGGAGACGAUCGUCACCAACACACCACAUUUCGCAAAUGGCACUGGGACUAGUGCGAGUGCGACUUGCAGCUCGGUCAACAACAAUCCAAUUGACAAGAAUUGCAGAGGUCGCCAUGGUUCGUAUUCUACAUUAAACAAUCCUACUGGUACAAACGGUCAUAGUACUCUCCAUGUCAGAAAAGUUGAUUCGGCGAGUAUUGCCAAUUUGGAUAAAGAUUGUUUUAUCAUACCAAUCGCUUAUUUGGACCGAUUCCUACCCGACGGAGUCAACCUCCCUAGGUCUCCAAGUCCAAGUAAAACCAAUGCUUUAAAUAUGGUCGAAAUAGACGACCCAAAAACUUGCCUUAUGUUUCACAUGAUGACCACAUUGGAACCGAUCGAUCCUGUUUUAGAAUCUCCUUUGUCGGAUCCAAUGGCCAGACAAACAGCAGCUGCAUGUUCACUACUUACAGAAAUAGCAGCUACCAAAGUAGCUUCGGAAGGCAUGUUGCUGGCAAAUUUAGAAAAAGACGCCGUAUUCCCGUUCAUUACGUACUACGUGCUGAAUAAGUCUUCGGUGUCAAAUCCCCGUGAAGUGGCGGUAAACGUUCGAAAUACGACUCUAAAAAAAUUCGACCCCCGGGCCAUCAAGCACACCACCGAUCACACGUUCGACUUGUUCACCGAAGUGGCCAACAUCGUGUGCCCCCCAAUGAGCCAGUCAAAAAGGCCUAGAAGUACGCACACAGCUUACAUCAUAUCUGUGUACAAAGUAUUCGACGGCGACGAUAGUGAAAAGUUCGAGAAACACUGGCUUUAUUGGACAGGUGCACGCAUGAUCUACAACUAUCUACCGAAAUCAGCCGGCCUAAGAAGGAUAACGUUACACAAAUCGCAAUCGAACGGCGACAAGCAGUACGUGCUGAUGUGCGAAUGCGCGAAUUUACUACAAGACUUCACGUCCGUCGCCAAAUUACUGCCAGCGCUCAAGGCUAGACUGUGUGGCUGUACUGGAGUAUACCGAUCUAUAUUUAUCAUUUAAUUUUAAUAAUUAUUUAUGAAUUUAUUAUUAACACGUGGGUCGUGGAUACCACGCAAUACGUGUGUCUAUGAAGUAUAUAUUCACAAAUAUUUUCGAGAUAAUAACGUAUAAGCAUAACAUAAAAGACGACUAGCGAGUAACAUAUAAUUAAAUCAUAUUUUCCAAUAUAAUGUUAACGAAAAUGUAUAUGAUAUAUUAUACUUCUACAUGAUAAUGAUAUAUAAAUUAUAAGUAUUAUACGUCACUCGCAAUAUGUACAAAUUAAACAAAUAUUAUAUUUUUUAUACUUAAAA